This is a messenger RNA of Pogoniulus pusillus (Red-fronted tinkerbird), 9751 nucleotides long. It is a transcript of the gene FLRT2, whose product is annotated as fibronectin leucine rich transmembrane protein 2. The transcript has 2 exons. NCBI's taxonomy places the organism in Eukaryota, Metazoa, Chordata, Aves, Piciformes, Lybiidae. Bases 513 to 2501 code for a protein of 662 amino acids. The record is from RefSeq and is a predicted model, not a curated record. Gene Ontology annotation, molecular function: protein binding.
GCAGCGGAAAAGUUUUGGUGUGGGGGGCCAGAGGUGCGGAGAGGGAUUAUGAUUCGUGCCGGCGAGGGACUCCCAGAUAUCGCCAGGAAGGCCGGAUCGGACAGAUAGAUGAUAUGAGGACUUCGUGGACUUCAGAGAGCUGAGUGUAACACUGAGACUUCAGGGAAAAGAAACAUUAUCCCUCCAAGCGACUCAUACAGACGGCUUUUGGUGGCUUUAAAUUAACCUGUUGCUCAUCUGCGAAGGCACAACUGUUAUUUUGUUCAGCACACAUGGAGGAAGGCAACAAACUUUGUAACCCUGGCUAAUAAGACUGUGGCUUCCUUAUCAAACGUAGGAGGUAGGCCAAUUAUAAGAGGAUUAUUUCAUACUUACUCUCCAGGACUUUAACUCUGGCCUGAACACUGGACAUAAAUAGAAGGCAAUUUUAAUGACCUGAAAUUUUGCUACCUGUGCUUUAUUAUUGUUAUCAGUUCUUUAACACUUUGGUACUUUAUUUCUUUAAAUUAGAAAUGGGUUCAUGGACUAGAACGUGUCCCAAAGAUUGGGCUGUUCUCAUGAAAUCAUGGCUGAUCUUUUCCCUGGGGCUUUACAUGCAGGUCUGCAAAACUUUGGCCUGCCCAAAAGUGUGCCGCUGUGAUCGAAACUUUGUCUAUUGUAAUGAGCGAAGUUUGACCUCAGUGCCUCUUGGGAUACCAGAGGGUGUGACUGUCCUCUACCUCCAUAAUAACCAAAUUAAUAAUGCUGGAUUUCCUGCGGAGUUGCACAAUGUUCAGUCUGUGCACACAGUCUACCUGUAUGGCAACCAAUUAGAUGAAUUCCCCAUGAACCUGCCCAAGAAUGUCAGGGUUCUCCACCUGCAGGAAAACAAUAUUCAGACCAUUUCUCGGGCAGCCCUUGCUCAGCUUUUGAAGCUGGAAGAGCUGCACCUGGAUGAUAAUUCCAUCUCCACUGUUGGUGUCGAGGAUGGAGCAUUCCGGGAAGCCAUCAGCCUCAAGCUUCUGUUCUUGUCCAAGAAUCAUUUAAGCAGUGUUCCAGUAGGCCUUCCGGUGGACUUACAAGAGCUUCGAGUGGAUGAGAACAGAAUUGCUGUCAUUUCAGACCUGGCCUUCCAGAAUCUGACAAGUCUGGAGCGUCUGAUUGUGGAUGGCAAUCUCCUUACAAAUAAAGGCAUAGCUGAUGGCACCUUCAGCCACCUCUCCAAGCUCAAGGAAUUCUCAAUAGUACGGAACUCACUGACCUACCCUCCUCCUGAUCUUCCAGGUACACAUCUGCUGAGGCUCUACUUGCAGGACAACCAGAUAACUCAUAUACCGCUUACAACUUUUUCUAACCUCCGCAAACUGGAACGCCUUGAUAUUUCCAACAAUCAACUUCGGAUGUUGGUGAAGGGGGUGUUUGAUAACCUCCACAACCUGAGGCAACUCACUGUAAGGAAUAAUCCCUGGUUGUGUGACUGCAGUAUCAAGUGGGUCACCGAAUGGCUCAAAUUUAUUCCCGCUUCCAUCAAUGUACGGGGUUUUAUGUGCCAGGGACCAGAGCAGGUCCGAGGUAUGGCAGUCAGGGAGCUCAAUAUGAAUAUGUUGUCAUGUCCCACCACUACCCCUGGUCUGCCACUGAUUGUCACCCCAGUCCCAGCUACAACCAUGCCAACUACAUUAGUUCCCAUCUCAUCGGUUCCUCCCCCAGGUAGCAAAUACAAUCCUCUCAUUCCUACCUUAGCCACACUCCCCACUGUGCCUGACAGGGAAGACAGAGAAAAGGUUACUCCUCCGAUAUCUGAGCGGAUUCAACUCUCCAUCCAUUUUGUGAAUGACACUUGCAUCCAAGUUAAUUGGAUGUCUGUCUUUACCGUGAUGGCAUAUAAACUCACAUGGGUUAAAAUGGGCCAUAGUCUGGUAGGAGGAAUUGUUCAGGAAGAAAUAGUUAGUGGUGAUAAGCAACACUUAAGCUUGGUAAAUCUGGAGCCCAAAUCCACCUAUCGGAUUUGCUUAAUUCCCCUGGAUACUUACAACAGUUACCGAACUGGAGAAGACACUGUCUGUUCAGAAGCCACAACCAAGGCAUCGUUUUUGAGCAAUGGCAGCAACAUCCCCUCCAGCCAUGAGCAGACAACUUCUCAGAACCUGGGCUCCCCAUUUCUGCUGGCAGGGUUGAUUGGGGGUGCAGUGAUUUUUGUCCUUGUGGUCCUGCUCAGCAUUUUUUGCUGGCACAUGCACAAAAAAGGGCGUUACACCUCCCAGAAGUGGAAGUAUAACCGAGGCCGUCGGAAAGAUGACUACUGCGAGGCAGGGACCAAGAAGGACAACUCCAUCCUGGAGAUGACAGAAACCAGCUUCCAGAUUGUCUCCUUAAAUAAUGAUCAGCUCCUUAAAGGAGAUUUCAGACUGCAGCCCAUUUAUACCCCAAACGGGGGCAUUAACUACACAGACUGCCACAUCCCCAACAACAUGCGAUACUGCAACAGCAAUGUCUCAGACCUGGAGCACUGUCAUACGUGAUAGUGUGGGCAGCUGGGGGUGUCUAGGUCAAAGAGAAAGAACUCUGAAAAAAGAUAACUCCUGAAAAACAAUGAAAAAAAAUUACAUUUGAUAAAUGUUACACAGAUGCAUUUAUGCAUUUGAAUACUCUGUAAUUUAUACGGUGUACUAUAUAACGGGAUUUAAAAAAGAAGUGCUAUCUUUUCUAUUUCAAGUUAAUUGCAAAUGGUUUUGUAACUCUUUGCUUUUUAAAUCUUUAAAAAAUAUUGCUAAGUACUGUACAGGGUUGUACAAUAAGAACCCAAUGUCAUGGCAAAGGAAAGAAUGACUCAUUCUUCAAACAUUAACCACUUUGCUGUCGAAGCUGUCUGAGGGAUGUUAAGUUUCUCAGUGUCCUGCAGUACAGGAAAAUAAGUGCAUAUUAAAACAGGGUCACUAGGAAUGGACAAAAGUGAUUCAGAUAAAAUGGGUACGACCCUUCUGAUUUGGGCACAGCAGUUGCUGUUGUGCUUCAAACAAUUAGAAACAUUUCCCUUCCCCUUUGUCACUUCUUCAUUUCCUACCUCCAACUGAGAGCCAGAGUUCUGAGUGCUACCAAAAGGCUAGUUUCUUCUUUGAUUAGUUUUCUCUCAAUAUGUUUGGAACAGGAAAGGUAGGCAGAGCUCAGUGUCAAAUUUAAAGUGACCUUGAUUCCUAUUUGCAAAAGCUACUCUGAAAAUAUCCUCUAAUACUAUAUACUUUUAUGAUAGAAACUGUUCCUGUUUUUCAUUACAAUGAAGAAGCUUUAGGCAUUCUUUGACCCUUCUCACUGGGAGAUGAAGGUUAUCAGUAUGUAACAGAUAGCUGUCAUUAAGUUGCACCUCUCUUUAAUGGAGCAGCAUUUGUUGACACAGCAUGUUCAGGUAAAGCUUGAAUGAGGAAAAUUCUGAGUGCUCCCAGCUCUGCAGUAUUCAUGUAGAAUUUGGAAUCUGAAAGUGUAAAUUGCUGAAAAUAUGAUGCAAAACAUGGUGCAAAUGAAAGGGUUGCUAUUGACUUUUAUGUAGAUCAAGAACAGUUUGAUUCAGGUUUCUGAGUUAUGUUCAGUAUGGAGAAGUACAGGGAAAAAAAGACAAUCAGAGAAAACAAAAAAAGGUUUUCUAAAAUUGGAUCCAUUAUUGGAAAGGCCUCCUGUUAUGAGCUGAAAUACAUUCAUUGGGGGAAAUCAUGUGUAAAUCCUGGUUGUGUUUUGAUAACAUACAGCAUAACACAGUGUUCAGAGAUAGAUAUUAACUAAGGAUCUGAUCAGUUGAGGAAUUUUAAGAAUAUAAAUCUACACUGUUGCUCUGAAUUACCCUUCUUUUGCCUUGAGCUUUUGGAGGUUUUCCACAAUGAACUGCGCUUCAUAAGCGGUAGGUAGGCUUAGAAUUUGGGUGGGUUUUUUAUUCCCUCAGAUUCUUUAACUGGAAUAACUUUUGAGUCCUUAUGUUUUACAUGCUUUAUAGGAAUCAUGAUGCUUUUAUUAUGACCAGGAUGAUGCUUUCAAAAUGAUAUAGUAUUCCAGCCAGUCCAUUGACUCGGUGACUGCCAAGAACUCUGGAUUUCUUGCCAGCCCAGUGGUUGGAUUCUAAUUCUUCCCUUCUUUGAGUUUGUUUGGGUUUUGACACAGCUCAAUUUCUCCUGAGCUUGGGAGAAAGAAAAAGCUUCACAAUAAAGAGCUAAAAAAAAAAAGAGAGACAGACAACAUUUUCCUGAGGGAGUAGGGAACCAAAAAGAAAACAUUUUACAGUGACCAACUAGAGACAAGGAGAAGUAGUUGGAAGUAGAUUGGAAGUAAAGGCUGAAACAUUUUCACUGUGGAAUGCUUGGACUUUUCACUUUAUGAGGCUACUUAUGUUGGGAGAGAGGGUUUUAAUCCUUUCCUUUGCCCAUUCCACUCAAACCAAUUUGAUAUACAGCAGUCUAUGGGUGUGCAGUUUCUGACAUUCAAAUCACAUCAUAACAUUCAUUUCCUGCUAUGGCAAAAUGAAUCCAGUUAUUAUUGGUGGCAAAGUACAAUCAUAUAAGGAACGACAUCCUUCUUUCAACAACUUUUAUAAUUGCAUUUUGAAAUUCCAUUCUAUAUUCUGUAUAUUUUCUAUUUUCUCUGGCUAUAACAGGUAUUUUAGGCAGCCUGUGUGGCUACUGUUAUGUUAAAGUCACUGAAAUUUUGCUAAAUAAAGUUCUGCCUUAUGAUUUCAAAUGGUGUAAUUCUAGGUAGAAAUGUCUAUGCAAAGUGUUGGGUUUUUUUUCCUGUGCUCUAUUUACUAAAGAUUAUGAUGAGAAGGUUGAUACUUUUGUUCAUUUAAUGCUUUAGAUGUCAAAGUCCACAAGACAAGCAGCAGCUAGUUGUGCUUCUGCACGCUUCCAUUGCAUGCUGGAGUUUGAAAUAGUUGAGUCAGAAAUUCUCAUUGGGUGUGGAUACCGUAUUUAAUUUCACUGAAAUAACUAGUUGUAGCUUUGAUUUCAAAAGGCAUCCUUUGAAAUUAUGUUCGUGCUACACUUUCAUGCUUCAAUAUUUGAUGCUGGAGGAAUCUUUAUCCUUCUUGAUCGAUAUCUUCUAGGCCUCAGGAUACCAUAAUUUCUUGAUGCCAGGCACCUUAUUUAUAGCCAAUUACUUAUUCAGGAAGUUUGUCUGUACUACAGGUGAAUGAUCCCUAAGCCCAAAAGGAUGACAACAAAUGUGGUUACUGUCCUAACAGGGUGAAACUAGAAGGCAUUCUCAAACUGUGGUUUUUGGUCUCAGGUGAUGAAAUAUAUAUGUAUAUAUAUGUGUAUAUAUAUAUAUGUGUGUAUAUGCACACACACAUAUAUUUACCUAGAUCAAAAAUCAAAAUGAUAAUUAAAAUAGCAUAGUUUGUGCUUCCUUUCAGUGUGAAGACUAAUAUAAAUAUUGAUAUGAGAUACUGACAAAGUUUCCUUUCUCUAAAUGCUCUUUUAAGAGAAAAUAGCAGGCCUCUUCUACCAAAAUUUGUGGAUAGAAUUGAGAGUAUUAUCUUAGAAAAAUCACAGUUGUAGCCAAAGGAAGGGGUGAAUGUUUCAUUUAAAGAAUAUUUCUCCCAGAUCUAAUUGCUACCCAGCUACAAAAGAGUUAAUAUAAUUCAACCUGCAACAGAGUCUGGGACUCUUCUUAGUGCCAGUCAUAUAAAUAGCUGAGACUUCAUUUCUGAUCACAUCUAGACAAAUACAUAAUAGGCAAAUUUUUAUUAGAAAAUGAAUUAAAAGUGGACAGUUAUCUUCUGCAAAUGUGAAGUUUAAGAUUAGUAGCUUUUCCCAUGGGCUUAGUGAAAAUGGGGUCCCCACUUUUACCAAGGUUAUCAUCACUCACUGUGAAUAUCUGGCCACAGAUACUAAAGGCUUUAGAGCAGAAGUCCCAAAUGUAUGCAUAGACAAGUCAUCCAAAAUGUUCUCUUCCAGUUCCUGAAUUGAACAGGUUCAUUAGAACUGGGGGCAAAUGAGUGGUUUACAGAGAAAAUCUCACCCAUCUUCCAUUGUAUACUUCUAAUAGCUGACAAAAAUGUACAGAAAAAAUAGGUGAAUGGAAUAAAAUAAUAGUUUUCAGUGAAGUUAUGUUGAAGCAGUAUCAUAGCACUGCUAUGUCCAGUGACUGGGUUCCUUCUGAAGACACAUUUAUUUACAAAUAGGUCCUCAUUUCCACAGAUUCUGUCACUAUAAUAUGUUUGCAUGUAGCUUGCUGGCAGAAACAAACACCUGAUCAGUGCAUGGAUUUUAUAUUUACAGGUUCUUACUUGAGAUACUGUUACUGAAUUCCUUCAUAAGGAUAUUUAGAGAUUGAGUUACUUCGGACUGAAAAGAUACUAGCCAUUCUCCCUGUAAGCCCAUGAAGGACUACAAUGAAUGUCAUGUAAUACAGAAAAAUGAAAUAGCAUAUGCUGUUUCCUACUAGAGUAGUUCAACUCUAUUUUUCUGAGUCGAUUUCUCCUGAGCAACAUGUAAAUUUUAAUUUUGCAAGCAAUAGAACUUAAUGAAUAUUGUAUUGUUCUUGUGGUUUUAAGGCACUUUAUUAUUGGCAUUGAAGUGAAAGUUCAGUCUCAGCUUUUGACAGUGAAGUGGUUAAUUCCCAUUGAAUUUUCUAUUUAUAGUAUUCAUCUUAAAUUUAACAUGGAGAUAUUGAAGUUGGUUUUGUUUUUUUUUUUUCUUUAGACCAUGAGAAUAUAAUGGCUUUACUUAUUACUUAUAUUUCCAGCUCAGUGGAAAAACAAAACAGAAAUGAGUGUCCAGCCCAAAGUUUAACCCUAAGUUACUGGUUCUAAGCCUCAUCAAAUUCUUCCUGAUGCUUUCUUCUAAACACAGAGGUAAUCCUAGGAAGCUGAUGAUCACUCCUUCCCUGAGCUCUUCUGUUCAGAUCAUACUGUGGGCAAUAUUGAAACACUUGGCAGAGAAUGUCCUGCUUUUCAAAAGGGCUCUGGCUGGCAGUCCAUCUGGAAAAGUAGUGCAAAAGAGCUUUCGCAGGCUUUUAUUGUACUGGGGCUCUGUGGAAAUGUGCCUCACAGAGAGCUGAAUUCUGAUCUCAGAAACAGAUAAACUGCUAAACAAAUUGAUUUGAUCCCAAAUAUCUGGAGAUGAUCUUUCAUAAAAUUGAUUUUAAUUGAGACAUGCACACUUGGUUCUGUUCUGUUUGGUAUACUUUCUAUCUUGAACAUGGAAAAAUAGAUGGUUUGAAGUCUGCAUUAUCUGUUUUCUGCAAUCUGCCAUGUUGCACGCAUUGUUAAACUUCAAAACCUCACUAUACACUAUAUAUUAUCUUGUUGACAUAUUCAGUAAAGAGUUAUUCCAAAAAAUGCAAAAAUCCUGCUGUAUUUAUAUGGGUAAGUUAAUUAAAAUAAGGAUGUGAAUAUCUGAAAGGGAAAACAGAAAAACAAAAUAUCAAAAUCUUUUGUACUUUCGUUGCUGGAUACAUUUUCAUAUGUUCUACUGUAUGUCCACCCUCUCUUCACAUUCUGAAAGACAAAUAUUUUUGUCAUCUAUCUCUGAGUUACACAGUAUGUUCCUUCCAUUUCUCAGACUUAAUCUUAUCUUUAAGAUUACCUCAUUCUGAUAGGCGUAUAGGAAAGCACUGUAACCAAGAACAGAUUGUAUUCCAGUGUUUGGAGUUUAUAAGUACACUCAAGCAGCUCCACGUCUAUAACAAAAAAAAAUAUAUAUGUGGAAGCUGUGACCCAUUAUAUGCACAGUUAUUUGAUAAAUGCAUUUGAAAUUAAUCACUGACAAUCUUAAACCUGCCUUCUACCUGCUAUCUAUUUAAUCUGUUACCAGGAAGCAAAGUGUGAUUUUUUUUUUUUCCCUCCAGUUCUCCCUUUUAAAUGGUUCUUGAAUUUUCAGAAUGCACAACAUUUGAAUAUAGGCCUUAAUAAAAUUUUGUAUAUCUUACACCUAGCAUAUAUGGUAAUAUAUACACUACAUAGAAAGAGAUGCUUCAUCUACUUAGAAAUUAAAAUUACUCCUCUUCUAAUUUCAUAUACAAGAACUAAGUUUUGGCUUUUGCCAGAAACUGAAAUAUUGAAUGUCACAAGCUGUGCCACUUCAAAGCUUAGAAAUGUAAUACUGCUGAGUGUCACAGUUCCUCUAUAAUUUGUCUCAUUCUCUGUCUUAACCCUGAAUAUCAAGAAAAACUACCAAGAGCUGCUGUGCAGUACAUCCACAUCUAGAUCCCUCCUUUUGUAUGCUUCCCUGAACUUGGCAUUUCUUCUGAGUCUAAUUAGACCCUGGUAAUUAAACCUUCUUGCCUGAGAGCACUUAAAAUAAUUUGUGUGUUUCUGGGAAAAAAAAAAAAAAAAAAAAGGUUGGAAUCAUCAUUUUCAAUUGAUGAUUUGAUUUUAUCUUUUAAAAAAAAUAAAUUGACAAACACUGACUAUUUCAGCAGAAAAGUUUUAGUUAUGACAAAUGACUUAUCUUGGUAGAGAUGAAUCUUUAUUUUUUAUAAGCCCAAGAUCAGCUAUCUAGAGAUGUUCACACAUAUGUGCAUGUGUGUAUAAAUUCCUGGGGUUGUAUGUAGAGCAUUUAGCCUCACAGGAACUCCCAAAGCAAGAAUGUGAAAGAGUAUUUUUCAUUAUUGAUCAGUCAAUAUUUUUCAGUCCUUUCCUUUCAGAAGAGUUAUAUCUAAGAAGAGUUAAAGUGCCACGUGGAGAAACUGGAUUCCAUUAUGAAAAUAUGAAGCAAAAGCUUUAAUUUUACUUGAAGUGCCAGCUGUCAGUGAAAGCUCAGAAUACUUUUAUUACAUGAGUAGAGACCUGGGGAUUUUUUUUAAUAAUUAUUUGCAUCUGGUGAAAUCCUGACCUUAGAGGUUGUGUGUGGGAAGGAUUCUUGAAAACAUGCAGCAUGAUGCAUACAUAACAUGUCACACUAUGUAUCCCCAAGUGAAACACCUCAACUGAGCAAGGCAGUAGGUCUAUGUUUCCCUUUUGAUAAGGUAGAUGAGCAAUGAAAGAGACUUCACAGAAAAUGAGGGAGAAAAAAAACACCUAGAGAGCAACACUAGUUGUGGGGUCUCUCAUUCUAUGGAGCCUUUCAAGGCCUGUCUGGACGUGUUCCUCUGUGAUCUGUGUUAGUAUUGCCCUGAUCUGGCAGAGGGGUUGGACUCAGCAUCUCCUUGGGUUCCUUCCAACCCCUAACAUCCUGUGAUCCUGUGAACACUGUCUGAAGUAAAGCCUGCAAACAGGCUGAGCAUAGCAAGAGCAUAUUUUUUUUAAUAUAAAUAAACAUGCACAUUAUCUGCUUACCACUCUGUAUCAUGAUUCACAUAUGUGACAGUACAAAUGCAUGAAUUAAGAGUUUAUAGAAUAGUAACACUUUGGAGGGGCUGUCUUCUAUAGAAUAAGAAUCCUGACUCUUUACGCUGGGUCUGUUACUUAUUUUCCUCUGUAUCGAAAGAUUUCAUAUACAGAAGAAGCAACAAAAGAGUAAUGAAAAGUCAUGCUGAUUGCAUUAUCCUGCUUUUCAAAGUGUAGAAUGCCUUGAAGAAUGGAGACAGUGUAUAAAUGAUCAUGUAAAAUCCAACUUGACUGCACAUAUGUGUUUACAACUUUAACACACUCCAUGGAAAAGUGAGAAGUUUCUCUGAUGACUGCUAGUUAAGAGUACUAAGCUGAACACAACCAUCAUUUAAAAGUGCAAUUGCCAGAAAGAUUCUGUUCAAAUAGUGUAUUUUUUUGAGUGAAAGCACCAUUUCCACUGCUCUACACUUUCUGAGCUAGUGGUCACAAGUAUAAAUAAAAUUCUUUGUAAUGAGGAUUGAA